Messenger RNA from Phymastichus coffea, 1797 nucleotides. RefSeq lists its product as uncharacterized. The record is from RefSeq and is a predicted model, not a curated record. NCBI's taxonomy places the organism in Eukaryota, Metazoa, Arthropoda, Insecta, Hymenoptera, Eulophidae. The transcript is spliced from 6 exons. The coding region runs from base 160 to 1065 and encodes 301 amino acids.
UCAGCCGGCGUCGCUCGCGAGCAGUCGCGAGCUGGAAGUGGUCGCGCGCGGACAGAGUCGCGGGGUGCGAUGUCGAGCGGCCGCGAGCGCGCGCCCGGUUAACCAGUGUGUGCACUGCGACCAGUCGACGGAGCGCCGAGCGGGGGACGCAGCGGCGACAUGGACCUCGGCCCGGCCGGCCCGCUGCUGCUGCUGCUGCCAGCGCUGCUGCUGCUGCUCGUCGGCGAUACGACGAGCUUGCAAGAUCUAAAAAUGACAGUGCCGGCCAGAGUACGCGUUGGAGACUCGGCUUUACUUAUUUGCAGUUAUGAUUUACAAAAUAAUCAGUUAUACGCAAUCAAAUGGUAUCUGGAUGAUGGCGAAUUUUAUAGCUAUACGCCUAAAAAUAAUCCCCCUCAUAAGAGCUUCAAUCAUCGUAGUAUCAAAGUCAACGUCUCGAGUUCGAACAUGCAGGACGUGACAUUAGUGAACGUGUUAAGGAGUCACUCGGGCAAGUAUAGAUGCGAGGUAACGGAGGAGGCGCCGAAUUACGACACCAGGGUCCAGGAAGCUGAAAUCCUCGUUGUGGAUGUGCCGAAAAAGGAGCCGACAAUCGCAGUCGACAGACAACACUUGCAAGAAGGUGAAAGACUUCGGGCGAAUUGCACGUCGGGCGCCUCUCGCCCCGCCCCCAACAUUACGUGGACCCUCAACGGAGCACCCCUCAAUCGAAGGACGGCGCAAUACAAGGAGGAAAAGCGAAACCUGCCGAACAGGGCCGACAACGAGAGCAUGUCGCUGACGCACUCCAGUCUGAGCUUGAACACGAGCGGCUUGUUCCGCGAGGGUCGCAUACGGCUGAGAUGCUUUGCCGAAAUAACGCCAGUCUAUAACGCAUCGGCCUCCAUCGCCAUCACUGAAGACGUGCCGAACAUUGCCUCGAUCACCGGCGACGCCUCGUCACACAGCCGUCAAUCCAGUGGAUGCAAUCAAAUGGUGUCACUGUGUAUUUGGUCUCAUGGUUUAGCAACUUUAACCAUGAGUCUUACUUUGCACAUAAUAUUGGAUUCCUUAAUAACAAGGUAGUUUAAAUCCAAUAGCAUCGUAAUGAUGAUACCGACGAUAAUGAUUCAAAGACGUCCUCUCUGCCUGGCCCAUUCACAUCGUCCACAUGAAACCUAGUAGACUAGGGCUUCCAGUUAUGUAUGUUACUAUAUACAAUGAAAUAGAUAGCUGAAUAAUUUUGACUCGAAUGAUGUUGAAGACGACAAAGGGUCAGUUGCUUCAAAUAACAUACAUUUUGUCAGAUGAGGAAAAUAGGUAAAUGAGAUAAAUAAAUUAUAACACUGAUAACGCGUAAAAGUUAAUUAAUUCAAUGAUGAGCGUUAAAUUAAAAAUAAAAUCAAUAAAAUAACAUUUAAAAUUAAGAUAAUGAAACACAUUUAUGCAAAUAUUAUAAACAGUUACUUUUGAACAUGUUAUCUUUUGAUGUAAAUUGUUACAAAAAAAACACUUUUCCUUCAUGUAUUUAUAAUGUAAUAUGCUACUUCAAAUGGUCAUUGAUAAACAGUUGUAUAUUCGCGUUUUCGUCCAUCGUUUUUUUACAAAAUCCCAUAUUCUAACAGACAGAAUUUUAUUUGUUAUACUGUUUCCAGAACAUUAGAAAAUCUGAUAAUAUCUCAAUAUUAAUAUCGGAAAGAUACAUAUUUACAUGGUAAUUUCUUAUUUGUUAUGACAUCGAUUAUUAUAAUUAAUUUUAUUAAUUAACAAUCUUAUUUCAUUCAUUUCUAAAAAUAAUUCUCAGACAUGGUUUUAUAA